AUGUCUAUUAUUGAAACCAAAGAAAUAGAUGAAAAUUUCGUUAAAUUGAAAAAAGAUCAUUCUAAUUGGCCAUACUCAAUUGAAUCAAAUAUAUCAAAAAAUGCAUUAAUUGAGUUUCGUGAUAAAGUUAACUUAGACAAUUUGAGAGAACUGCCAUGUGCGCUCUGCUCAAAAUUAUGCGAUAAUAAAGAUUUCAAAGAAAUUCAAGCUAAUAAAAUCGAUUUAUCAUUAAUUGAAGCACCUCAACAUCUUAUUGAUCCAUCUUUUGAAAUCGAUUUUCACUAUAAUCACCCUUAUAUUGACUCUGUUGGAUUAAAAAUUCUUUUUGAUCGUAAUAGGUUUAUACCUUGUAAUUCUGAACCUCAUAACAAUAAUGUUAAUGAUUCCUUUAAUUUACGAGUUUGUAAAAUUUGUCUUACUUCUUUGCAAAACCAUAAAACCCCACCACUUUCCUUAGCCAAUAAUAUGUGGAUUGGCCCUACGCCUUCAUGCCUUCAAGGCUUAACUAUUCCUGAGCAAAUUUUAAUUUCACCAGGAUAUACAUGCAUAAAUAUUAUUCAAUUAACAAAUAAAAGACACACCCAUCACAAACUCAAAGGUCAUAUUAUCACGUUACCUCAAAACCCAGGAUCAUUGAUUAAAACUUUACUCUUACCAACUUAUCAUUUAUGCGAAUAUAUAAAAAUUAUGUUUAUUGGGCAUGGAAAGCCGACUGAUUAUCAUCUUAAGAAACAUAAUAUAUUAUUUAAAGAUUUCAAAUUCAAUAAAACUGUUUUAGAUGCAUUUCCUGAAGGAGAUAUUCCUGAUUCUUUACUUUUAACAACUACUCAUGUUAAUCUUGACCCGCGAGAAUUUGAACAUUAUACUGGCUAUGUUCAAGAUCUGUUUGACCAUAAUGAGUCAGAUAGUAAUAAUGAUGAAAAUUCGAUGAGCGAAACAUCUGAACUUAGACCAUCUGGCAUUUUAAAUACUGAUAAUAUUCCAAUGACAGAAAAUAAACUCAAUUUACUUGCAAUUCAAAAACUUGCAAAUAAUAUCAACAAGCGUAUUAAUACCCAAUUUGAUACUCCAGUUAGAAAUAAUAAUACAAAUGAAGCUAUUCAUUUGGAAAAUCCUAUAAUAUAUAUUUCUCACGGUCAUAAACCCCUAAAUGAAUAUAGAGAUAAUUUUCUCUUUCCUGCUGCAUUUCCUGUACUUUUCCCUUAUGGUAUUGGUGGUUAUGAAGGCCAUAUUCCACGUGUAUUUUUAAAAGAAUACCUUAAUCAUCUUAUGCAGGUAUCUUCUGCAGCUUAUAAUCUAACUAAGGAUAAAAAUUUUGAGCGAUCAGCUGAUUUAAUUACAACUAUUACUCCUGAGAAUAUAAAAAAAGCAAUCGAACAAGAACAAAAUAAUGAACCUAUAACAAACACCGUAAUUCUUGAACUACUUAGAAAUAUUAACAUCGCUGGCUCAAAACUAAUGGCCUCGCAUCAUCCAAUAGUAAUGAUGUAUGCUGGUAAUGAAAUUAAUAUUAAUACUCUUUUACCUAAAAAUUUUCCAAAAGCUACUGAACAUGCUCGACUUGCCCAUCUCGACCCUUCGGCUGUUUCUAAAUACUUUGAUGUGAUCACUAAAUUAAUCUUAAAUACAGUUAUUGGAUAUAAUAGAAAAGAAGGUGGUGUAUUUGGCUUCGUAAAAAAUUAUUAUGGAGUUAUUGAGUAUCAAGACCGUGGCACUCCUCACUGUCAUUUACUUCUAUGGUUACAUGGUUCACUAAACCCGAUCGAAAUCCGAAAAAAACUUAAAGACGAUAAUGAAUUCUGUCAAUGCUUAUUAUCAUAUGUUAGCGAUAUUGUUCGAGAAGACAUUAAUUAUUUUACUAAUGGUGAAAUCAUAACUGAUAAAAUGCUAGAGACCGAGUAUAAAACUCCAAAAUCAGUUGAAGAAAGACGAAUGCACCCAUCAUUUUUUUCCAUCCUGGAUCCUAAUUUAUCCAAUUUUGCUGAAAAUUUUCAUUUAGAUUUGCUUUCUAUUGUUAAACGCACAUUAUUUUACCAUUGUAAUAAAUUCUGCAAAAAAUACAAUCAUGGUUUUCUUCAUGAAUGUAGAUUUGAUUUUCCACGAGAAUUAGUUAACCCUCCCAGUAUAAUUAUUCCAGAACAAGGCGUUAUUUCUGUUCAAUGUACUAACGCAUUUAUUAACAAUCAUAACCCUUAUAUAACAUCUUCAUACCACUCGCGUAAGCUCAUCACGAAAUGUCUUAAUAGAAUAGCCGGUCAAACUGAACUUACUGGCCCCCAAAUUUCUGCUUAUUUACUAGGACUUAAUGAUCACUAUACUCCUUGUAAAUUUGCUCAUAUUCAUGUCCAUUCCUUUGAAUAUUAUCUUAUAAAUAAAUGGACCGCAUAUAACUAUAAUAUUGUAGACAAUGCCGAUUAUUGGCAAUAUACUCAAGAUAAUGAUCAAAACUUUAUACCAGAAUCUUUUUUAAUCACAGCAUCUGAUAAUAAUCUAACAACCGCUAAUCUUCGCAUUGAUUACCAAUUUUGA
Messenger RNA from Cetraspora pellucida, 2529 nucleotides. The record is from the annotation of a GenBank genome assembly. Lineage: Eukaryota; Fungi; Glomeromycota; Glomeromycetes; Diversisporales; Gigasporaceae.